AUUGUGAAAAAGGACGUACCGCGCACCGAUCGCCAACACGAGUACUUUGAGAAGGAUGAUAGUGAGCAUUUGGUAUGGCUUCAUGACAUCCUGGUCACUUACGCAGUUUUUCACCAAGAGGUUGGCUAUGUCCAAGGCAUGAACGACGUGUUGGCCAUCAUCUUGUUUGUCAUCGACAAUGAGGCCGAUGCCUACUGGUGCCUCAACAGCUACCUCAAUCUCAUUCAGAGUGACUUUAUGGCCAAGGGCAUGGUGGAAAAGAUUGGUGCCUUGAAGCGACUACUGAAUUUCAUCGAGCCAGAUCUGAUGCAGCACUUGGAGAAGAUUGAUGCAGGCGACCUUAUUUUUUGCCAUCGAUGGCUGCUGCUUGGCUUCAAGCGUGAGUUUGUCUGGGACGACUCGGUGCGGCUGUUUGAGAUU
Monosiga brevicollis MX1 is the source of this 420-nucleotide messenger RNA. RefSeq lists its product as uncharacterized. Gene Ontology annotation, molecular function: GTPase activator activity. Gene Ontology annotation, biological process: activation of GTPase activity. NCBI's taxonomy places the organism in Eukaryota, Choanoflagellata, Craspedida, Salpingoecidae. The transcript has 5 exons. The record is from RefSeq and is a predicted model, not a curated record. The annotation marks the transcript as partial.